UGUGCGCUGGCUGGGGGAUUGGCCACAUGAUCUAAGGCCCUCCCUAGAAAGAUUCUAGGUUGUGUUUAUCUGGGUUACAUCCCCUGGAGCUCUGGAAGCUGGCAUCUACUUUCCUUUCAGAAGUUAGUGUGGUACAACCAGCACCCUCACCUGGCUCACUGAUCAGGUGGUUUGUGUGCUCAGGUGUGGGUCAUGUGCUCCGGUGAGCAACAAGAAGUUGUUUAUGCUCUUCAUUUCUGAAAAGUCAUAAGACACAGGCAAGUUAAAAACCGAAAGUGAAAUCAGCUGAUAGUGACAUCAGUCAGCACAAAUGUACCAAAGUUCAGAGUUGUUUACUUGGACACUGCUGUGAAUGCAGACAGGACACUAGCUCCGGGCUGGGGAUUGCAGCUGCUCUCCUCUGCCCUAGUUCCUGGAGCCUGACAUCAGAAAGCAGCCCAGGAGAGAAUCCAUUCCCCGGAGUCGAUUUCCUGUGUCACCUUUUGAUGAGUGUUCGUGGGCUCUAGCCUUGGUUUUCGUACUCAGCGAGGGAGGUGAAGAGUGAAGCCUCGUUACCAGCCUCUGAAGUCUGUAUUUCCAGGAGGAAGCCGAAUGGACAUCCCAACCCUGCUGGUCCCCCUGCAAGCGCAGAAGAAAUGGCUAUCCCCAGGCCAUGGCGGAGCAACUGCCUGCCCUUUGUGGGCAUCAUGAUCCUCGUGGCUGCGGUCCUCUCCCUGAUGGCCUACGCUCUCCUCUGGAAGGCUGGUAACCUCGCUGACCUGCCUCACCUGAGAGUCGGCUUCUACAACUUCUGCCUGUGGGAGGAGGACACUGGCUCCCUACAGUGUUACAACUCCCCUGAGCUGGAGGCGCUGGGGGUUCCCCGGGUUGGCCUAGCCCUGGCCAGGCUUGGUGUGUAUGGGGCCCUGGUCCUCACAAUGUUUGCCCCUCUGCCCCUCCUCCUCGCCCAGUGCAACAGUGAUACAGGAGAGUGGCAGCUGGCGGUGGGCUUCCUGACGGUGUCCUCCGUCCUGCUGGCCAGUGGACUAAGCCUCUUCCUCUCGUACGUGUGGAAGUGGGUCAGGCUCACCUUCCUGGGGCCCGGCUUUCUAGCUCUGUGCCUAGCCCAGGCCUUACUCAUCUUCUUGCUUAUAGCCACUGUUAUGUUCCCUCCGAGGGAGAAGAAGGACAAGGGCAAGUGGGAGAACUGUUAGCCCAGUCUAGAGGCUUAUGGGAUCACAAGGGUUCCAGCUGCGCUCACUCCAAGGUGCCAGAGAACCUGUGGCUGGGCGGGUCCUCUCAACCAUCUUGUUCCACAGCUAAUGUUGAGCCCAAGCUCGGGCAGGGGGACCCACCCACCGCGUGGCAGGGCUGCGGUGUCAAGGAGCCCAGAGGCAUCCUGGAUGGCUGGGGUACCUGCAGCCCGCAGUGUCCUUCCUUACUCUGGAGGACUCUAAAAACCAAGUAGCUCAUUAGCACGGGGGUCCUUGCUUCAAUCAGCCCCUCUGAGCAAUUCUCACGAUAGCUUCAGGCAGGUGAGAGCCUGACUGUCAGAGGCCAGAGUUCCAAGCUGAUUUGCCAAAGUGUCAAACAAGAACUCUGUGAAAGUGUAUGGCAACAACUGGAAUGGUUAGAAGAAACUGCUUUACCAUCAAGUCCUGUUAGCAAGCUUCUGUUCCUUCAUCGUGAUGAGCCCCACACCAGAACUCCAGGCCUGGGGGUCCAGGAAUAACCUCACAAAGACUCAGCUAAGAAACACAGGGCACAAAGAGAAGCCUUGCUGGCUUUGUGGGGUCCCCCAAAUGGGCUCUUGGACCUGACGCCACACUGUCAAACCAUUCUUGUGACCCAGGAAUGCAGAUCAAGAUGUGCCAAAGCCUUGACGGUGAACAGGACUUCAUAGUCACACACAAACACACACUGCAUCCCCUCACCUUGCCCAAAACUGGAAAGGGCAGAAACACGGUCCUUAUUAUGCAUUGGGGCAUCAUUAUAUUACGCAUCGGGGCGUCAUUAUGUAUUUCUCAAUGUCUGUAUUGCACAAAACCUACAUGGCAACGAGUUCUUCAUUCUAUGCUCUUGAAAAGCCACAAUGAACACAAAGAAAUGA
Messenger RNA from Peromyscus leucopus (white-footed mouse), 2089 nucleotides. RefSeq names its product transmembrane protein 140 (gene Tmem140). The coding region runs from base 636 to 1193 and encodes 185 amino acids. The transcript has 3 exons. Lineage: Eukaryota; Metazoa; Chordata; Mammalia; Rodentia; Cricetidae. The record is from RefSeq and is a predicted model, not a curated record.